Molecule: messenger RNA, 771 nt
Organism: Penicillium vulpinum
Lineage: Eukaryota; Fungi; Ascomycota; Eurotiomycetes; Eurotiales; Aspergillaceae
Product: protein-L-isoaspartate O-methyltransferase
Exons: 2
Coding region: 1-771 (256 amino acids)
Biological process (GO): protein modification process
Cellular component (GO): cytoplasm
Molecular function (GO): protein-L-isoaspartate (D-aspartate) O-methyltransferase activity
Source: RefSeq, a predicted model, not a curated record
AUGUCUAGUCUGCGCAUAAAACCAAAACUCAAACCCGUCAAAGCAACACAGGCUAUGACCAUGGCGUGGUAUUGUUCUGGAUCUACCAAUACUGAAUUGGUCGAGAACCUAUUCAAGGCUGGAUUGAUACAGAACGAGCGUGUGAAAGAUGCCAUGAUAGGAGUUGAUCGGGCACAUUAUGCUCCAUCAAGGCCAUAUUCAGACUCGCCUCAGCCCAUUGGACAUGGAGCCACUAUAUCAGCACCCCACAUGCAUGGCCAUGCAUGUGAGUAUCUGAUUGAUUAUCUCAAACCAGGUGCUCGAGCGUUGGAUAUUGGAUCUGGUUCAGGAUACUUGACUCAUGUCCUUGCCAAUCUGGUGACCGAUUCCAAUGCCCCGGGACAGGUGAUUGGCAUUGACCAUAUCUCCGAGCUGACAAACCUGGCGCGCACCAACAUGAACAAGUCCAAGAAAGGUACUGAGUUCCAGACAUCUACAACCGUCAAGUUUAUUACUGGCGAUGGACGCCUUGGAUGGAAAGAAAGCGCGCCAUAUGAUGCCAUCCACGUUGGUGCCGCUGCCGACAAGCUUCACCAAACGCUGGUGGAUCAGCUGCGUGCUCCCGGGAGACUCUUCAUCCCGGUGGAAUCGGAAGAUGACGAGAAUGCCAUGGAUAGCCUCAGCGGUGGUCAGUAUAUCUGGGUGGUGGAUAAAAGGGAAGACGGAUCCAUUCACAAGGAGAAGGUCUUCCAAGUGAGCUACGUGCCCUUGACAGAUGCUCCACGAGAAUGA